This is a messenger RNA of Melanaphis sacchari, 2602 nucleotides long. RefSeq lists its product as uncharacterized. The transcript has 5 exons. Lineage: Eukaryota; Metazoa; Arthropoda; Insecta; Hemiptera; Aphididae. The annotation marks the transcript as partial. The record is from RefSeq and is a predicted model, not a curated record.
UAUAUCGUUCGAUGUUCAAAAUAGUCGUUGAUGAAUCUACACGUGAUGUUGAUAAAAUUAUUUUUUAGUUAUUUAAAUUAAUUUUGCCAUUAUGUUUACUUCGUGUUUUUUGUGUGUGUUCAUAACUUAUUUAGCUGUAUCCCAGGGUUUUUAUCACUCUAAUAAUGAUUUGAAAUCAGAGAAUGGUUCAGUGUUAACAAAAAUUACAAAUGAUAUUGGCUCAUUAACGAUCUACAAUACAAAAAUUUUCGACAAAGAAAAAAAAAUAUUUGCGUAUAAAAAUGAAGUGACCAAAGAAUGUAUUUUAAAACUAGUUGAUGAUCAAGAAAACAUUUUAAAUUUUAAUGAUAAAUAUGACCAAAAUAUAGAAUUAACUGAAGAUGAGAUGGUUGAAAUAAUUGGCGAAAAUUUAAUAAAGUUUUGCAAAGAUAAAACCAUUAUUUUGAAUAACUUUGGCAUUAAACGUAUUAGUAGAUCAAAACGUGCAAUAGAUAAGAAACGAUAUCAAGGUCAAACUCAAACUCAAUUUGUUAGUUUUGGUUCAAAAAAUUCAAACCAAGAAACGAAAAAUGGAUUAGCCGAAGCUUUGUCACAGCCUGAUUUAUCAAGGGCAACAGUGAGUGGUUUAAAUGGAAUGGGACAAGCUCAGAGUCAGUCAAGUUUUGGUGAAUGUGAUGAAUGUUAUGAAAAAGAUUAUCAAACACAUUCAACACAUGACGUCAAUUCUCAAUCAGGAUAUUUUCCAUCACUUCGACCUUCAAGUUCUAUUUCUCAAAAUCAAAAUUCAAGACCGUAUAGCGAAUCAAAUUCAAAUAAGCAAUCACCAAGCUUACAAAAUGAAAAAAAUCAAAGAGGGCAUUCUAUCAAUGAUCAAUAUCCAGAUACGUAUUCAGGUUCAGGAAUAAAUAAUAAAUUACCAGAUAGUAAAUUUCAUGAUAUCGGGCAAUCUCUUAAUAGUCAAUAUCCAGGAUCAAUAACUAACUAUAAAGUACCAGAUAAACAGAACCAAGGUUAUGUCAUUAAUGAUCAGUAUCCAAGAUCUGAAAUAAAUAAUCAAGAUUACGGAUAUGGUACUACUCCGUCUGUCAAUAAUCGAUAUACAGAUUCAGGGACAAACAUUCAAUUACCAGAAAAUCAAGAUCAUAGAUAUGGCAUUGAAUCGUCUCUCCGUGGUCAAUAUCCGGGUAAAAUUCAAGAUUCAAAAUCAAAUAUUAAUACAGAAUUGAGUAAAAUAGACUCGGGACAUGUAUAUAAUUCUGUAAAUGAACAAAUUCCAAAUUUAGCUAAUACUAAUACACCAGAAUACAAAGAAACUGUAAAUAAUAAUUUAGUUCACUCAAACCCACAUUCCAUUAAUUCUAUUCCAUUAAAUCCCAAUAGUUGGGACUAUCCUAAUAAAAUAUAUCCAGAUGGGUCUAGGUUUCCUAAUAUUCCUUCAGAAUUGGGUCAAGGAAUACUAACUCCACAUAACACACCUAAUUAUGAUUCGACACAUCCUAGUUACAAUUGGCAAGUUCCAGUAACAACUUCAAGAGAACAUCAAAUUAAACCAUCAAAUUACCCAUCUAGUCUUAUACCUAACUAUCAACAUUCAAUGCCAGACAUCUUAGAUCAAUUAGCACUAAGUAAGCCUAUUUCAAGUGAUACAAAUUCACAAAUUAAGCAAAGGAUUUUAAAUGAAGCUGGUGGAAAUAUACAAAAUGGAUAUCCAUUAUCUUCAAAUAUACCUGGAGAUCAAGAUUAUACCCAACUAAAUUUACCUUCCUUAUGUAAUUUUUUAUAUCAGACAUGUCUUAAUGCAUUGUUAAAUAAUAAAAGACUAAAUGAAUUUCAAAUAGCUAGUUCGCAAAAUAACAUAAGAAAUCAAAACACAGGAAAACAAAUUGGUAGUACACAAGUACCUAUCAUGCAACAUCCGGGUCUCCCUUUAUAUGGAGAAGGAAUUAAUCAAAAUCAAAAACGACCUAAUUCUGGCCAACUUCAUUAUACAACUGGGUCGGAUGGAUCUGGUAUUCAACAUCCUAGUUAUACUCAAACUAGUGAAAAUAUAAAUAGACUUCAAUCUAGUUAUGACUUACCUCAAGGUACAUUAGGAUCUAGAGGAUCUGGUUUUCAGCAACCUGGAUACGCUCCAUCGGGUGGAAAUGUUAACCAAAUGCAAUCUAAUUAUGGUCAGCCUCAAGAUACAUUAGGAUCUGGAGUAUCUGAUUUUCAGCAAACUGGAUACGCUCCAAUGGGUGGAAAUGUUAACCAAAUGCAACCUAAUUAUGAUAUGCAUCAAGGUACAUUAGGAUCUGGAGGAUUUGGUUUUCAGCGACCUGGAUACGCUUCAUCAAGUGGAAAUGUUAACCAAAUGCAACCUAAUUAUGGUAAACCUCAAGGUACAUUAGGAUCUGAAGGAUCUAGUUUUCAGCAACCUGGAUAUUCUCCAUCAGGUGGAAAUGCUAACCAAAUGCAACCCAAUUAUGGUAAACCUCAAGGUACAUUAGGAUCUGAAGGAUCUGGUUUUCAGCAACCUGGAUACGCUUCAUCAAGUGGAAAUGUUAACCAAAUGCAACCUAAUUAUGGUAAACCUCAAGGUACAUUAGGAUCUGAAGGAUCU